GCAAUGGCUAUUCUUCACAUCUCUCGUCUCCAUUACCAAACCCCAAUAAUCAUUCUCCAAAACAAUGGCUCCACUUCCCCUUUCUCUUCACUCUCUCCCACUCUGCUCUCCCCUCCACACCAAACCCUCAUCUUUCAAGAUUCCUUCCGCCAGAUUCGUCACAGCUUGCAUGGCGCCGCCGCCGGAGUUGAAGCCCGCCAGCUUUGGGUUCAAGAAUAUGACGGAGAUAUUCACAGUUGAAGUCCAGAGAGCUGAGGUGAGGCCACUCAACGUGCCUCUUCUUGCCCCUUUCGCCAUUUCCUCAUCAAGGCUUGAUAAGGUGGAGAAUGUGGCCAUUAAGGUUGAGCUCAGCAAUGGGUGUGUUGGGUGGGGGGAGGCUCCUGUUUUCCCCUCCGUCACUGCCGAGGAUCAGCCAAGUGCUCUGGCUAUGGCGGCUGGAGCUUGUGAGUUCUUGAGAGAGAGUCCUGGGAAGACUAUGGAGGCCGUGUUGAGAGAUGUUCAUAGCAUUCUUCCUGGUCACCAAUUUGCUUCUGUCAGAGCAGGAGUGGAGAUGGCGCUGAUUGAUGCCCUCGCAAACAGCAUUGGAAUACCUCUUUGGAGACUAUUUGGUGGAACUUCCAACACAAUUACCACAGAUAUAACGAUUCCAAUAGUAUUGCCUGCUGAAGCAGCAGAACUAGCUCGGGAUUAUCGUAAACAAGGAUUCAAGACCCUAAAGCUUAAGGUGGGCAAGGAUUUGAACGAGGAUAUAGAAGUGAUACGAGCCAUACAUGCAGCCUAUCCAGAUUGUAUGUUUAUCUUAGAUGCUAAUGGAGGUUACUCCUCGAAAGAAGCUAUCCAAGUUCUUGAAAAACUGCACGAAAUGGGUGUGACUCCUAUCCUCUUUGAACAACCCGUUCGUAGAGAUGAUUGGGAAGGCCUUGGUCGUGUCAGUCGCUUUGCAAAACAGAAUUACGGGGUGCCUGUUGCUGCUGAUGAAAGCUGUCUGAGUUUGGCAGAUGUUAGGAAAAUAGCGGAAGAAAAUCUGGCUGAUGUAAUUAACGUUAAACUCGCUAAAGUUGGAGUAGUUGGGGCUCUUGAAAUUAUUGAGUUGGCUAGGAAUUUCGGGUUGAAAUUGAUGAUUAGUAGUAUGGUCGAAAGUAGGCUUGCCACGGGCUUUGCUGGUCACCUAGCUGCUGGUCUAGGGUGUUUCAAAUUCGUCAACUUAUACUCACCACUUUUGCUGGCGGAGGAUCCAGUAGUUGGAUGUUGUGAAGUUCAUUGGCCUGUUUACAAGUUCUCAAAUGCGAGAGGCCAUGGCAGCUUCCUUCACAUUGCAUGAUAGCUGGAGCAGUGGCGCUUGCUCGCUCACUCUCUUCUGGUCACCGGAACUAAUGGCGUUCAAUUUCCUCCUUAACAAUACUUUUAAGAUGUGAACUAGGGAGUAGGGACCUAUAUAUCUCCUCAUCUUGUAAAAUAUUUAAUCACUCUAGCUAUGAUAUGAGAAGCUAUAUAACUAGAUAUGAUUCUGCUUC
Messenger RNA from Ipomoea nil (Japanese morning glory), 1514 nucleotides. RefSeq names its product L-Ala-D/L-amino acid epimerase-like. The record is from RefSeq and is a predicted model, not a curated record. Lineage: Eukaryota; Viridiplantae; Streptophyta; Magnoliopsida; Solanales; Convolvulaceae. Gene Ontology annotation, molecular function: racemase and epimerase activity, acting on amino acids and derivatives. The coding region runs from base 65 to 1321 and encodes 418 amino acids. The transcript has 8 exons.